This is a messenger RNA of Cydia fagiglandana, 1254 nucleotides long. RefSeq names its product PCNA-associated factor-like. NCBI's taxonomy places the organism in Eukaryota, Metazoa, Arthropoda, Insecta, Lepidoptera, Tortricidae. The transcript is spliced from 5 exons. The record is from RefSeq and is a predicted model, not a curated record. Bases 123 to 689 code for a protein of 188 amino acids.
UUUCGUAGAAAAAGUAGAAAAGUAAACGAAUGGAUUGAUAAUACUUUUGUUUAUAAAAGUUAUUUAGUGACUAGUGCUUUCCAUAUUACAUUUCUUUCUAAUUUCAUACAAUUGGUUGAAACAUGGCAAGAACAAAAGCAUCUGCCGGUGCCAAAGUGGCGUCCGGAAAAAGUAGUAAAGCAAGAUGUAGCGUAGCAAUACCCGCUAGCUCGUCAGGAUCUUCAGGUUGCAGUGAGCGGGCGGGACGGAGCGGCGGCGGCGGUGGAGGCAACUCGGUGUGUCCACGGGAGACCCCCAAGUGGCAGAGACCCAUCACCAAUUUCUUCAUAUGCAAAGAACCUGAUCGGGGAUCUGAUAAUGAGGAUGAAGGGGUUGAAGCAACUAGCUCAAAGCCGAAGGCACCAAAACCAAUAGAAGGGUCGGAUGAGGAACAGCAGGCUGAAGAGAAACCGAAGAACAAGGAACUGGACGAGAGUAUUGAACUGGAGCCCUUAACAGGGGAAGACAGCCACAAAAUAGAGGAAUAUUACCCUAAAGGGCCAAAGGGCAAGGGUAAGGGCAAGAAAACGAAGGGCAAAGAGAACGUUGACAGCAAUGUAGAGAGACGAAACUCGGCCAAACGGGAACUGGAAGAGAUCACUUUUGGGGAAGAGUCGGAACAUGCUAGCAAAAGGGUUAAAGUUAAUUGAUAGGAUAGUUACUAUUUGAAAAAUCUGACUGGUUCAGUACAAAAUAUAGUACAUAGAGUUAGACCAAGAAAAGUCUGCAACGAUUUUGAUAGCACACGCAGUGCGAGUGUUAUUUUAAACGUCAAACUUCUAUGAAAUUAUGACGUAUAAAUAACUGCCACUGCGUAUGCUAUCAAAAUCGUUGCAGACUUUUCUUGGUCUAACUCUAUAACCUAGGGACCAUUUUUUAAAUAAAUUAAUAGAUUUAGUACUAAAAUUGUUUUGAAUAAAAAAUCCAAAAAAUUCACGCAACAUGAAUUAUAGCAUAAUUGUGCCAUUCUCAACCAAAAGAGCAUUUCCAUAUAGCUUCAAUUUGGAAUCAACCUUAUCGACAAGCGACAAUGUGGUACCUUUUGGCUGAGAACGUCACAAUUGUUUCUUUUUUUUAUUUCAGUACUAUAAUUAGAUUUUUAGUUACUAUAAUUCUAAGUGUUCGAUUAUUAUAAGAAACUAUUAUUAACUUGCUUACUUUUGUUAAGUUUCACAUAUUGACUGAAAUAUACGAAAUGAAAUGUAUGAACUUCCA